UAACAGAAGGAAGCAAUGGGAACCCGCCUGUCAGCCAGCCUUUCGAGCUAAUUAGCUCAGCCUACAACAAAGAUAAGUGAGCCUGGAGGAGGGCCCCCUGAGGGGUCUUUAGAUUCUGGGAAAUGUCUGAUUGGCAGAUGUUAAAAGGGAUUCUUUGGUAAUCCAGUGCAUCAAUGAGCUGCACAAAUUCAGUCCAGGACUGCAAGAAUUCAGGCAUGAGGACACUCCGUGCAGGAGGCGCACACAGGCAGACCCGAGAUGGACAGAACCUUGGAAUCUCUGAGACACAUUAUUGCCCAAGUCUUGCCUCACAGAGACCCGGCUGUGGUCUUCAAAGACUUGAAUGUUGUAUCGAUGUUACAGGAAUUCUGGGAAAGCAAGCAGCAGCAGAAGACAGCCUUCCCCAGCGAGGGCGUGGUAGUCUAUGAGUCUCUGCCCUCUGCAGGGCCGCCCUUCGUGAGUUAUGUGACUCUCCCAGGAGGGAGCUGCUUUGGCAACUUUCAGUGCUGCUUAAGUAGAGCUGAGGCCAGGAGGGAUGCAGCCAAAGUGGCCCUAAUCAACUCCCUCUUCAAUGAGCUCCCCUCACGCAAGAUCACCAAGGAGUUCAUUAUGGAAAGUGUGCAGGAAGCAGUGGCCUCCACCAGAGGCACUUUAGAUGAUGCGGAUGACCCCAGCACAAGCAUCGGCGCCUAUCACUACAUGCUGGAGUCAAACAUGGGCAAGACCAUGCUGGAGUUCCAGGAGCUGAUGACCAUUUUCCAACUACUGCACUGGAAUGGAAGUCUAAAGGCUCUUCGUGAAACAAAGUGUUCUCGACAGGAAGUCAUCUCCUAUUAUUCCCAGUAUUCCCUAGAUGAAAAGAUGCGCAGCCACAUGGCCCUCGACUGGAUCAUGAAGGAGCGGGAAUCGCCGGGAAUUCUCUCCCAGGAGCUACGAAUGGCCCUGAGGCAGCUGGAGGAAGCCAGGAAAGCAGGCCAAGAACUGCGAUUUUACAAAGAAAAGAAAGAAAUCCUGAGCUUGGCCCUGACUCAGAUCUACAGUGACCCUGACCCUUCCUCGCCCAGUGAUGACCAGCUGAGCCUCACGGCCCUGUGUGGCUAUCACUAACAAGGCCAGGUCUCAGGUCCCCGGCUGGGAGGCUGACCUGAGGAGGCUGUUGGAAGGAGGUCCUCAGAGGCGACCUGAAGCUGCACCAACCCCCAGACCCAGGCAUGCAUCCACUCUCAGAAUGUGAGCGCCACAGGACUCUACCAAAUCCCACUUCCCACUCCGCCCAUCCCACCUUCAGCUGAACCAUCUCAGGAUGAAAACAGGAUUAUCUGUACGCAGUUUUCAGGCUGGCUCCUCUUAAGAGCCUAACUGAUAUGGUGAUGUUUCCAAGAAUGGGCCACUAUGACACCCGCCUUCCCCCAAAAAAACCCAUCCUCCAGGACUAAGAGAAGUAGCAUGAUAACAAAUUUUAAGUACAUAAGAUUAAAUAAACAACAUGAAUGUUUAAAAAUAUAUAUAACAGUCAGAGUCUUGUUCCAAUUUUUGAAAGCUAAGUGAUCGUUUAUACUCAGGUAUAAUCCAAGGCGAUUCUCACUAGCAAAGCUCUACAGUGGCAGUAGUAUGACUGUCUUACAUAAAUUAAAUUUGGAUAAAAAUUCUAUGCCAUAAUGUUUCUAAAACACAUUCUUCCCUAAUAAGGGUAAAUAUUACCUAGAAUAUAAAUCUGUAUAACUCCUCAAGAAGAAUUAAUGUCCAGUUUCUGUGAGUCUUGCAGUUAAUCAUGUUCAUUUUUAAUUUGCAAAUACAUAACUUGAAUUAAUUUGCCUUUAUUUUUGCCAUUGAAGACAUACAUCUAGAAUGGAGAAAAUUAAUCAUAUUUUAAAGAUUAAAAUAUUUCAAAAAAAGAAUUAGCAUAUAACAGAGUGCUUGCUUUUGAUUGAUUUCACAGAGAUUAGACAGGGAGUCUAUAACUGUUUGUUUUUCAAGAUCAUAAGAAAUCAAUGGCUCAACUGAAUAUCAUUGUUAAAUUUAAACCCUUGGAAUUUUCUUUAAAGGUGGGAUAGGACAUUGCCAUGUCUGAUCUAUCACUAUCAAUCAACUGAUUAGAAAAUCAAAAUCAAAUUUAACAAUGACAUUAAUGUUAAUUUUCAGUACUCAUGGGUGUUUCCAUAUCUAUGACAUGAAAAAGAUUACUCUGAGUUUAGUCCAAUAAUUUGAAUUUUAAACAGUUUUCUCAAUUUUAAAAAGUUUCAGCUGAGUUUGGUGGCACAUGCCUAUAAUCUCAGCACUCUGGAAAGGCUGAGGCAGGAGGAUCACAAAUCCAAGCCCAGUCUGAUCCAUUUAGUAAUUUAGUGAGACCUUGACACAGGGGAAAGAAAAAGUUAAAAGGAUGGGUAUGUAAACCAAUAUGUGACGGUCUUGGUUUAAAUUGACAGUAGUGAAAAAAGGUUUGUUUUUCUUCAUGUUUAUGCAAAUACAACUUUUCUAAAAGCUAAAAUAUAAUUAUACUGAAGCUAAUGAGAUAUUUUAACCUCUUAUCUAACUAUGAACAAAUAUUAUUGCCACUCCUUAAACCUUUAUGGAAACUAUUAUCUGCUGAUCACAUAUUUUGGAAUUAGUCUUGACAAUGAAAAUUCAUUGUGCAUAACAUUUCUUAGACCAGGAGAACAUUUAACAUUUAAUGACCUUACAUUAAUAUCUUGAAAAUCAAUUCCGGACAGUGUAUGUGAAUUACACAAGCAUCUGUGAUGCUGAUCCAGAGAAAAGCAGUGCUGAGGAGCACGGAGGUUAUACUUUUCCCUUUUUCUGUAUCUUUCUCAAUAGCAAAAGGUGAUAAAGGGACUUAGAGUGAAGGAUUCUCUAAGUAUGCAGAGAUUUGAACCUAAUUUUAAUUGUACACUUUAUGAGGCUAAAAUAUUUUAUUUUGUAAGCUUUAAACCAUCUCCUAGAAAAAUAGAAUAAAACAUGUUCAUUCAAAAUUGAACACAUUCAGAGGGUAUAUGAGCAAUCAAAAUCCAUAGAUUGUCCUAGAGCCCUUGGCCCCUAUGUUAGAACUCAAUUUCCAAUACAUCAGACAGUCUUGUAAAUUUCACAACAAAGAUCCAGUGUUGCUCAGCUAUAGCCAAUAGACUCCAUGAUGGAUGUAUAAGAUGACGCUGUAUUUGACAAGCCAAACAUACCACAUUGUUAUGAAAAAGCAUUUUAGACAAACUCAUAACUCUAUUUGGAAGAAUGUAUCAGAAUAUUACAGAUUUAAUAAAACCGUUGUCCUCUAA
Molecule: messenger RNA, 3266 nt
Organism: Cavia porcellus (domestic guinea pig)
Lineage: Eukaryota; Metazoa; Chordata; Mammalia; Rodentia; Caviidae
Gene: Lix1
Product: limb and CNS expressed 1
Exons: 6
Coding region: 259-1107 (282 amino acids)
Biological process (GO): autophagosome maturation
Cellular component (GO): cytoplasm
Source: RefSeq, a predicted model, not a curated record